Alnus glutinosa is the source of this 1708-nucleotide messenger RNA. RefSeq lists its product as uncharacterized. The transcript is spliced from 3 exons. The coding region runs from base 54 to 1502 and encodes 482 amino acids. The record is from RefSeq and is a predicted model, not a curated record. NCBI's taxonomy places the organism in Eukaryota, Viridiplantae, Streptophyta, Magnoliopsida, Fagales, Betulaceae.
CUCGAUCCAUGUAAAGAAGUCUUCGCGUUCCACAGCACCAGAGAUCCAGAGCGAUGUCUUGGUUAGCGAGGUCCAUCGCGAACUCACUCAAACUCGACGACAAUGACAACGACGACGAAGAUACCAACAUCAACGCCAAUGCCGCAGAUCCAAAAUCACCACCGAAACCGAAGCCAGAUUCGCCAUCAUCACCGUCCACUCCAUCGCCACGCGGCGUCAGAGAUGACAUCUCGGAGCUCACCAAAACUGUAACCCGACAGCUCUGGGGCGUCGCCUCCUUCCUAGCCCCUCCUCCUCCUCCUCCUCAGAUCCCCGACUCGAACCCCCCUCAGCCGUCCGAUCAACCCGAUCACGGAGAACCGUCCGAAGAGGACAUGAUAUCCGGAAUCCGCAGCGAUUUCGCGGAAAUCAGCGGGAAAUUCAAGACUGGGAUCUCGAAGCUGUCGAGCAACAAAGCGGUAUCGGAGAUCACCAAGAUCGCUUCGAAUUUUCUCCAGCUUGGAUCGGAGGAGGAGAUCGGUGAUGCCGUCGGUGUGACCGAGGAGGUGCUGGCCUUCGCAAGGAACAUAGCGAUGCAUCCGGAAACUUGGUUGGAUUUCCCUCUCCCUGAUGAUGAAGAUCCUGAUGACUUUGAAUUGUCUGAUGCACAACAAGAACAUGCUCUGGCUAUUGAGCGUCUUGCGCCAAGCUUAGCUGCUCUGAGGAUGGAGCUUUGCCCAGGAUAUAUGAGUGAGGCUUGCUUUUGGAAGAUUUACUUUGUACUCUUGCAUCCAAGACUCAGUAAACAUGAUGCUGAACUUUUGUCAACACCCAAAAUAGUAGAAGCCAGAACAAUGUUGACACAGGCGUUGCAAAUCCGAAAUAAGGCAAAGCAAGAACCAGAAUAUUCUGGAAGAGGCACAAAUUCUGAUGCCGUAACACAUGAAGAGCAUCUCUCUGUACUACCUAGCGGUCAAUCAAAAUCAAAUGCUCUUGGGACGUCAGUUGUUGAAGUGCCUUCUUCCUCAGUGUCUGCUGACAUUGAGAUGGAGAAGCACCCAGUCCAUAGUACUGAAGUUCAAAUUGUUGACAAGCCUGUUGUUGAGGAAGGACCAGCGAAUCAAACCAGAAAUCAACAUUUGACAUCCGGUUCCUCCUCUGGGGUCUUAGAUGAGAAAUUCGAGGAUGAUGGUGAUGAUUGGUUGAAAGAGGAAAGUUCAGAAAUAGUUGGUGCAAGUGGAAAUACCUUCCCUAUAGGGAAUGAUGAGGAUGUAUCGUUUAGCGAUCUUGAGGAGGAUGAUGGAGAUGUGCCCACAAGUUACAAGAAAGUCACAUCUGGUUCUGAUUCUUCAACAAAAGAUUCAAGGGACUGGGUUCAGCUUAGCAGAAGCUCCGCUGACUCAGUUAAGGACAUAAGUUCUGUUGAGAUAAAAAUCGCUGGAUCUGAGCAGGUAAGCACUCGUAACCCUGAGAACAAGGAAUCUAAUGAUUGGCUUAAUGUCGAUGAUAUUGAUGUGUUUUGACAAUCCAUAAAAGCCUUGCCUUGCACUGUCUGUGAAUAGCUCGUCUUACAGUCUUCUGAGUUAUCCAUCGGAAACUGUAUGUUUGUACAUAAAGCCAGAUCUAAACUGGAUUACUGUCUUAUAAAUGUAUUUUUAUAUGCAGUAAAUUCUGCUCCAUCCUGUAAACUGUCUAUUCAUUUGAAUUCAACUGCCUGUUAUGUGAAAAA